This is a messenger RNA of Acanthocheilonema viteae, 1464 nucleotides long. Lineage: Eukaryota; Metazoa; Nematoda; Chromadorea; Rhabditida; Onchocercidae. The record is from the annotation of a GenBank genome assembly.
AUGAACAUAAAUGAAUUCCGUCAGUAUGGUGAACAGAUGAUUGAUUUGGUAGUGAAUUAUUGGGAAACACUUCGUAAUAGAGUUCCGUUACCGGAUGUGAAACCUGAAUUCAUGAAUGAAUUGGUACCGCAAGAUCCACCUGUUAUGGGUGAGUUAUGGGAGAAAAUUUUUAACGAUAUCGAUAAAGUUAUUAUUAAUGCUAACACCCAUUGGCAACAUCCUAAUUUUUUUGCCUAUUUCCCAACCGGUAUUUCUUAUCAGUCUAUCAUGGGUGAUAUUCUCAGUGGUGGAUUAGCAAGUAUUGGAUUUAGUUGGCAAUCAUCGCCUUCCAUGACGGAACUUGAAAUUUUAAUGAUGAAUUGGUUAGCUAAAGCAUUAGGACUACCGGUAGAAUUCCUGAAUAGCAAAACUGGAUGUGGCAUUGGUAUUAUUCAAAACACUGCCAGUGAUGCAACUUACAUAGCAAUAUUGGCAGCCAGAGGACGAGUUAUAGAGCGUAUCAAAACAUCUGAAGGUAUCAUCAACCAAGGAUUGGAGGUAAUUUCCGAUGACUCCGGUGAAUUAUGCUACUAUCCAUAUCACGAUGCAACUAUUAUAACCAAAUUAGUUGCUUACUGCUCGGAUCAAGCGCAUUCAUCGGUAGAAAAAGGUGUUAUGUUGGCAGGUAUGCGUUUAAGAAAACUCAAAACUGUACGUGGCGGACCUUUUGAUAAUUUUUUUGUCACUGCAAAAAUUCUUGAAGAAGCAAUAAUGAUAGAUCGAAAGAAUGGUUUAGUGCCAUUUAUAUUCAUCAUGACAUUGGGUACAACAUCAACUUGUGGAGUGGAUCCGGUGGAUGAACUUGGACCAAUAUGAGCAUUUUUACUUUGUCCCGAAUAUCGUUAUUUAUCUCGUGGAUUUGAAUAUAUUGAUUCAUUCAAUGUAAAUGCUCAUAAAGCAUUACCAAUAAAUUUCGACUGCUCUCCAAUGUGGUUUAGAAAUGGAAGACAAAUAGUGAAAUAUUUUUCAGUAAAUCCAAUUUAUCUAAAGCAUGAUCAAAAUUGUGCAAUCGAUUAUCGGCAUUUCCAAAUAGCUCUUGGAAGAAGAUUUCGAUCGUUGAAAAUAUGGUUUGUAUUGCGAAAUUUUGGCAUUACUGGCCUACAAGAGCACUUGAGAAAGAUGGUUGAGCUGGCGAAGAACUUUGAAGCGCUCAUCCAAAAGGAUAGCUUAUUUGAGCUUUUCGUACCGCGAACAUGGGGACUGGUAUGCUUCCGUUUAAAGGACUCGACAAAUGAGAUGAAUGAGGAGCUCGUUCGAAGAAUCAACAAGGAUCGCCGUAUCCAUAUAUUAGCUUCCGCUGUUCACGAAGUUUACUUCUUGCGUUUAGCAGUGUGCAGCAUGUUCACUACAUAUGAGGAUAUAAGUCAAGCACAUACGAUCAUCCACAACUUUGCUGAAGAUAUACGAAGAGAUAUGAAACAAUAA